Messenger RNA from Dufourea novaeangliae, 3845 nucleotides. RefSeq names its product integrator complex subunit 5 (gene omd). Gene Ontology annotation, cellular component: integrator complex. Gene Ontology annotation, biological process: snRNA 3'-end processing. Lineage: Eukaryota; Metazoa; Arthropoda; Insecta; Hymenoptera; Halictidae. The coding region runs from base 119 to 2911 and encodes 930 amino acids. The record is from RefSeq and is a predicted model, not a curated record. The transcript is spliced from 9 exons.
UGAUAGCAUUCUAUUACGAAAAGUGCAAAACUUGUAUUUAACCCCAAAACGGUCGACAGAACAUGCGACCGCAUUUCUCGAAAUAGUAUGUUGCGUUUCCAUCGUUCGAAAUUAUAAAAUGUUGCAUUCAACGGGAACACUUUCUCCGCAAGAUAUUUUAGCGGAGGUCAGAAAAUUUAUUUCCGGAGCAGUCAGACCAACCCACAGCACCAGUACCCUCGACGUCACUCGAACAGCAUUGUCUUUGCUUCGAAAUGUACCCGCGGCAAGGGACGCGGUACUCGAGUACUUUUGCAACGUAUUUUACGUUGCAGUCACGAAGCAUGUUCGUCAAAUCGAAACGAACCAAAAUUUGGCGAUAUGCGAGGAAAGUAUCAUAGCAGAGAUCCACACUGUGCUGAGCGGUUUCAUCAAUGGAAACCCGGAGGCUUGGGCACCAAUCAUUUCAGCCUGGUCUUUGGAAUUGCUAGGUAAACUAUCCUCUGAUUAUGCAAAACGUGGCAGCUUACCUAUCAAUGCUGGAAUUAAUGAUUUCCUUCAGCAAUGGAUGUCCUGCCGUGCCACUCGUACGCUCAUAGACAUUACGGCUCAAUGUCUCCAGUGUCUCAUGCAUUCCGACACGGAAUCCUGUAUCAAGGCGUUACUGGACACCAGUGUCCUGCACAGUCCCCACUUCGAUUGGGUGGUUGCUCAUGUCGGAAGCUGUUUCCCGAACACUGUCAUCACCAGAGUACUGUCCUGCGGACUGAAGGACUUCUGUUCGGUGGGCUACGAGCACAGCGUCAAGAAUCCAAAAUUGAAUUCAGUUGUGGGAAUUCUGGGUCAUUUGGCCGGUAGUCAUUUCCAAGACAUUCGUGCCGCAUUGUUGGACCUGUUCAGGUGGAGUCUGAACGAGGACACGAACGUCGACGAGGACACGAAAAAACAUAAGCUGGCCACCGUUCCGUUUCUUCUGAAUCUGGCCUCGCUGUCACAGACCCUUCUGAAAGCGAUCACCAGCGACGUGUUGCAAACCUUGAAACCCAACGUAAUACCACGGCUGGCGUUAUUCGCGACGGACUGGUGCAAGUACUUCGACAACCAGCCGGAAGCUCUGAUAGACUUGACGGUACAUUUGGUCUUGGGAUGCGAGCAGGGCGCCUCGCAGAUGAUCACUCUGUUGCUAGACACUGCGUUGAACACAAGCAACGUCGGCUACCAUAGCGUGAACGCUACGCAAAGUGUGAAGAGCGUUUGCAGCGAGAUCCUAGAGUUAGUAUUACAAGAGAUCGACCUUUUAUUGCGAACACACGGGCCACAGUCCGCGAAUAUCGCUCUGCUGAGCUCGAUCAAGCAGGAAUUACCAGUGAUACUGCCGUUACUUUUGAAUCAAAGCCCGUUACGGGUCCAAACGGCCGUCAGACUCUUGUGCUUCCUCGGCAGCCAGAGCCCCAAUAUACUGAUAUCAGCAGCCUCGUACAUGCUGACCAAGUCUGUAACAGCGUUUCACCUGGCAGCCUUGAUACGUCUCGUUUGCAACAACGUUGUUCUCUUUCCUACGAACAAGUCCGAAACAGAAACCAUAUUGGCCAGUUACGGCUACUUCACUCAGGUUAUCGAGCAAGCGCUCCGAGAGAUAAAUUACAAGAACGUGCUGGAGAAACAGGACAGGAGGCAGCUUUUCCAGAAUCUUACCAUAAUGUUGAAGUGGGAAAGAUCGAACAAGGCGACCAUCUUCCGGUCGAAGAUGAUCACGCAAGCGAUAAAGUCGAAUUUACAUCAGAUCUCGUCGUUGUUGACGAAGACGUACGACUUUGAUCUGGCCGACGACAUCGCGAAAAUGCUGGAUCUAUUCAGCGCCCCGGAACAGGACAAUUUUCUGCCGAACGUCGAGCUCACUCUGAAAAUCACCAGAGCUGUGAUACAGUAUUUCUUUCUGUGCAUAUCCGAAGAAGACAUAAAGAAGAAACAGCAGGGUAUUAAAAUCGUCUGUCAUCUGCUGAAGAACCUGACCUGCUACUCCCCUUGCGCUCGAGUCCUGGCGUUAAGGGAGAUCUUGGGGCACAGCAUCAGCAACGAUCCUGCCAAGUAUUUCGGGGCCAAAGAGAAGUUCGAACCGAAGUUCGAGGAAAUGUUACUUUUGCAUCAGAACCACAAACAGGUGACCAGUUCGAUGUUGGCACAGAAACAUUCUUCCGUGUUUCAUGCUGGAGUGAUUGGACACGGUCCGCGGAAGCCACCGCCUGAAAACACAGUCGACAAAGAAAUUAUUGCUCUGAACAAAACGUUACUGAUGGACGUGAUAAAGGCUUGCUGCAGCAAUAAAGAAACGGACCGAUAUCCUGUGAACCUGGAUGCCUUAACUAUGGUCAGUUUACUUUUGGUCGAGCUAGUAUCACCUGACGUCAUGUACAAUGGACUGCCGUGGCCUGACGAAGAAUUUACAAAGGUGACCAUAGAAAGGGAUUUACAAAUCCGUAGGACGUUCAAGGAUGUGCCAUUAUUAUGGACACUGUUGGAACUGACCGCCUGGUACAGACCAGCUUUGGCUUAUUGUUCGGUUUUAUUGCGGGGCAUCGCUGCGACCGUGAUCGCCAACUGGAACACGGAGGAAGGCGUGUCCCUGGUCAAUGUCAUGGCGCUUGGUCAAUUACUACCGCCGCCAUUGGCGAGUAUAAGGGACGUUCUACCGGUUUUAGAACCGCAUCAGGUAAAUACAAUCAUGAAGGAGUGUGUGUGGGCAUACAUGCGUGAAAAUGUCCCGUCGCCAGCCCUGUUCACGCGCAGCGAAGGGGUUAACAUUGCUUGGAGAGACACGGACACGUCGAUGCCGAACGUACGGUUCACGGAAAUACUUCGUUUAGUUUUGUUGGCCAAUAUUUACACAUUAGGCCCGUUAUACGCUACCCUGUUCUACAACGACAAUAAAUAAGAUCAACAAUCGGAUGGGGGAAUCGUUUUGUACAUAUAUAUUAUUGUGAAUACGUUUUUUCUUUUCGCCGAGGGCUGACACACUUUGUAUCAUACAAUAAAAAAAUGUUUAAAAGAAGAUUCUAGAUUUUUUUCUAACCCAUCGGUAAUAGUUCGUCGAUCGAGUCGAGGUGGGAUCCUCAAUGUUUAUUGGACACAUGUUAUCUUUAAUAACAAUACUGGUUACAAAAUCAACGGGACCAACAUUUGUAUAGUAUAAAAAAAAAGGAAAAUAAUGAAAAUUUUUCAUGUACAACUAAGUAAUACGCAGUUCAUGAUAUACGUAUAAAUUAUAAUUGCGGGGCUAACUUAUAAUUAUAGACGUUUCUAUUCGUUGUAACUUUGCUGCCUUUCGAACUAGAGCAAAGGAACCAGGAGAGUAGAGAAGACAGAAACGAUAAGUUUUACUUUUUAUAAAAGCACAUCCUCCUAAAUACAUACAAGAAAAACAAACAAUUAAUUUAAUAUUUAUGUCCUAACCAAUAUAGGAAUGAUGGUAUCUACGAUGAGCGAACACUUUUCGUAUAAGUUGCACGAACACCCUAGGUGGGCGCCUCGUCCUCGUGAAUAAUGAUUACACACAUUAUGCGAUGGUUCGAUUCGUACAUAAACGUCCUUUAACCACUUGAAUCGCGCCCUUUGAAAUGGAGAGAGAGAGAGAGAGAGAGAGAGAGAGAGAGAGAGAGAGUGAGAAAGAGAGUCUUUCGUCUGACUUCGUUUCAUCGCUCGGAGCACAAGAACGCUAGUAAAAAUCCUGAAAAUAUUUAAUUACUUUCUUCCUAUGUACAUUGCUCGUUGGCGAUUAUAACAACCUUGUAUGAAAAUCCGGACAAAGUGUCUGGUAUUUACAUUCGAGCAUUUUCAUAUAUAUAUAUAGGUAUAUAUAUAUAUAUAAA